Vanderwaltozyma polyspora DSM 70294 is the source of this 1491-nucleotide messenger RNA. RefSeq names its product Mum3p (gene MUM3). Gene Ontology annotation, cellular component: endomembrane system. The coding region runs from base 1 to 1491 and encodes 496 amino acids. The transcript has a single exon. The record is from RefSeq and is a predicted model, not a curated record. Gene Ontology annotation, molecular function: acyltransferase activity. NCBI's taxonomy places the organism in Eukaryota, Fungi, Ascomycota, Saccharomycetes, Saccharomycetales, Saccharomycetaceae.
AUGCCUUUAGUUGAUACUAUAGAGACCUUUUUUGUUGGACAGAGUUCAACGUUUGGAGAGUGGACUCCUAAGGAUUGGGUUUAUGUUGGUGCACGAAUCUUGAUUUUGUUGAAUUAUUUUAUUUGGGAUACAGUUGUUUAUUUUGAAGUUAAGUUAUUGCGGUUACUCUGUUAUGGGAACUUCCAUAGGAGAGCGAUUGAGAUCAAUGGGAAAAUUUGGGAUAAUGUUCCUAUCUUGGGAAAUAAGGCUAGGAAGGUUUUGCCUUAUAUUUUAUAUUUUAUUGACAAAUACCUUUUACCGUUUCUGGAGAGAAUUUCAAAUUUGAUUCGACUUUAUUAUCAAUAUCAUAUCGUUGAGAUGACGAUUAAAAAUAAAAAGAACUUGAAGAUAUUUGUUACUGGAGACAGUGAAACGUUAGAGUUGUUUGAUGAAGGAGGUCAGAUGACAACAUUACUGUUGUCAAACCAUAGAUCUUUGAACGAUUUUGCGUUGAUAAGCUAUCUAGUUCAAAAUACACAUAUUGUGAAAUUGAAUAGAAGAAGAUUCCUUAAUAAUUUGAGAAUGAUAGAUAAGAUGAACUUCCCAAGGGUUAAUUUUAUUAGUUGGGGGAAGAUAUUCAAUUCCCCAGAUGUUUCAUUACUUAAAAGUAUAUUGAUUAAUGAUGAGAAUAUUACUAUUACUAAUAGAAAUAUCAAGGAACAUUUGGUUAAAAAUGGGAAUCAGGUAUUAGUUUUAUUCCCAGAGGUUAAUAUUUUAACUACCGAACUCUCAAUUGUUCAAAGAAAAUUAAACCAAGAAUAUACUUUUGUUGCUAAAUUUUACAAUGUACUGUAUCCGAGAUUCAAGAACUUUGUCGAAACAAUUGCUUGUUUUGCUAAUAUUAAUAACGUCAAGAGGCAAUCUCAAAAUAAUAUAAUAUUGGAAGGUAAAACAUUUAUUCAUAAUAAAAUGGAAAAAUUUGUUACAAAAAUAAGUUCUUCAAGUAAAGCAACGGAUGUAGUAAAUGAAGAAGUAUUGAAAAAAAAUCAAGUCGUGCUGGGUCUAUCUACUUUACUAAAGACACAAUUAAUGAAAGAUUCAAAAGAUGAGACACUACCUUUUGCAAACGAUAGCGAAAAUGAAGGAGGAGAAAAGGAAAUCAACUCAGAAUUGCUGAAACAUAUCAAAAUUAACAAGAAUCUUUAUGAUCUAACUAUAAUAUAUUACAAACCAAAAUAUACAGAUAAGGCACAUGACCAUGUGAAUGGAAAUUUGAAGUUGCACGAAGGAUACCAAUUGGAACAAAUCGACCCUUCAAUAUUAGAAAUGUUGAAACCAGAAAGUAAAAGUUCUUUGUUAUCACCUAUUGUUAUAAUGAUUCAUAUUAAUCGUCACGAUAUUACAGAACUAUUGCCAGUUAGAAAUCAUGCCCUUGAGAAAUGGCUUGAAGAUCAAUGGAGAGCCAAGGAUAAAUUAAUAGAUUCUAUAGAUAGUGGGAUUAAAGUUACAUAA